Linum tenue is the source of this 1791-nucleotide messenger RNA. The record is from the annotation of a GenBank genome assembly. Lineage: Eukaryota; Viridiplantae; Streptophyta; Magnoliopsida; Malpighiales; Linaceae.
AUGGCGUCUUUCAUGGUGGUAUGCCGCUCGAGGACGCCGCUCUCUUCUUCGUCUUCCGACGUCAUCAAGCUCUCUCCCUUGGAUAGAGUCCUAGCUGGCGUCAGAACUCUGAGCACUUCCUCGGCAAUCCUCAAUGAAUUCCACCGCCCGCCACCAUCUCACUCCGAGCCUAGGGUUUUCCAUGGCGAGAGGGUUACUGAUCAAGUUCCCCGCUGGGAUAAUAGAGUACCUCCGCCGCCGCAGCAACAGAACCCUCCGCCGCAGCAACAGCAAGGCAACCAUCACCAGUGGCACCACCCUCAGCAAAAUCCUCCGACACAGAUGGGGGCAGGGCAGGGGAAUUUUCAGGGCAACUUUCCGAAUCAAAGGCUGAAUUCCAACCAGGGGUUUCCCAGUAGAGGAUACCCUAAUCCUAAUACUAAUGCUAAUCCAGAUCAGGGAUACCCUAAUCGUGGAUUCAACCAGCCGCAACAUCCACCUCCUCAAGGAGGCCCUGGCCACUGGAAUUCUCCAGGUGGUCAGAGCUACCCUCAGCACCAUAAUCCCCCCGCCCAGGUGAAUCAUAAUGUCCAGAACUACGGCCAACGUGGAGCUCCAAAUCAGUGGGAUAACCAAGUUCAAGUGCAGCAUCCCCAACCCAGAAAUUUCGAAGCUGAGCCUGUUAUUCCAGUGGCUUCAUUAGCCGAUUUGUUGCGUUUGUGCCAGGAAGGGAAGGUCAAGGAAGCAAUCGAGUUGAUGGAUAGAGGCCUUCGAGCUGAUUACGCUUGUUUCGAUUCUCUAUUUGGGUUGUGUAGCAAACUCGAGGAUGCCAAGAAAGUGCACGACUACCUUCUGCAAUCGACUUGCAGGGGUGAUCUCAGGUUGAACAAUAAGGUGAUUGAGAUGUAUGGCAGAUGCGAGAGCAUGACUGAUGCUCGUAGGGUGUUUGAUCACAUGCCAAAAAGAAACAUGGAUACCUGGUACCUAAUGAUCCAUGGUUAUGCAAACAAUAGCUUGGGAGAUGAAGGCUUGCAACUGUUUGAGCAGAUGAGGAAGCUAGAUCUGAAACCCACUGAGGAAACGUUCCUCGCUGUAUUAUCAGCCUGUGGAAGUGCAGAUGCUGUGGAUGAGGCGUUCAUCCAUUUCAAGUCGAUGAAGAACGAUUUUGGGAUCGAUCAACAAAUGGAACACUAUGUUGGGAUGAUUGAUGUACUUGGCAAAUGUGGGUUUCUCAAUGAAAUCGAGCAGUAUAUUGAGAAACUGCCCUUUGAUCCCUCUGUAGAAAUCUGGGAGAAAUACAUGAACUAUGCUCGAAUCCACGGAGAUGUGGAUCUUGAAGAUCGCCUCGAAGAACUGAUUGUUUCAAUGGAUCCUUCCAAGGCAGCGGCUAAAAAGAUACCUACACCACCUCCAGUGAAGCGUACUGCAGUCAGCAUGCUGGAAGGGAAGAGUAGAAUAGCAGAGUACCGUUAUCCUGCUCUUUACAAGGAUGAUCCUAAACUCAAGGAACUGAUGGAGUUGAAGAACUCGGGUUAUGUCCCAGAUACCAGAUACGUUCUUCAUGACAUUGAUCAAGAGGCGAAAGAGCAAGCUUUGUUAUACCACAGCGAGAGGUUGGCCAUUGCUUAUGGACUCAUCAGCACUCUGGCGAGGACGACACUGAGGAUCAUAAAGAACCUCCGGAUCUGCGGUGACUGUCACAAUGCCAUCAAGAUUAUGUCCAGGAUCGUAGGGAGGGAGUUGAUCGUUAGGGAUAAUAAGAGGUUUCACCACUUCAGGGAUGGCAAGUGCUCUUGUGGAGACUACUGGUGA